AUGUCGUCAGGCAGGUUCGUGCUGGCGUGGGUGGCCGUAGCGGUAGGCGGAUUGGCGGCAGUAUCUACUGUUUCCGGGGGGGAUGUAGCCAGGCCUUUGCUUGUACGCAGUGGGUAUGGAAACCCCAUCUCGUGCGUGACGCCCUCUAUUCCCGUAAAGCCGUCCAAAGAGGACUACCAGGCCUGUCUAAACGAGUACACCAUUGGGGAACUUACGGACCAUGAGUGGUUUAGGCUGAAAUGGGGAAAUGUGGGUGUGAUGUGCCGCGCGAGCACGCAAUUUAUGUCAAUUCUCAUGGAGGAUAUGACGCGUCAUCCCGUGAAUCCCUUUCGUACCAUGAUCUCUAAACUCCGCCGCAUUGCUGGAUCGAUCGACAGUAGGAGUGUAACGAUACCCCUCAACCCGCGCUGCGAGUGCAAUCCAAGGAGCCCGACACCCAUCUUUACGAGCGUGCACGAAAACGAGCAGUUUAUCAAAGGUGUGAAGGUCCUCUCGCACCCCCGUUCUUUCUACGAGUUCUUCCCAAACAAGUCGACCUGCGAGGCGCCUUUUGAUUUCACGCAACUGUUGGGGGUUAAUCCUCCUGCCAUGACCACUUCCGCGGCCCCUGCGCUGCAAGGAAUGCCACUCUACGAAUUCAGGGAGAUUCAGAGCUGCACCUGGAGAGUAACCGUUCUCUUCGAGCCGCGGGUGCUCGCAUCAAGAAACGAAAUCAAGUUGAUCUUUCCCUCCGAAGUGACGAGCCGAGAUGCUGCGGGGGUUCCCGCAUCCAAAGCAUCAGACGCCAUACUCUACAACGGAGGGCUGCCGCUCACUCUUCCCCCUGGCUGUCAAAUGCGAAAUGUUCCUAUCGAGUUUCGUGCCUGGAUCCGUUCCGUCAGCCUCUCUGCGCAAUCCUUGGGCAACUUUCAGAGCGAUCAACUACGACAGCAUCAUCCGUACCAACAACAACUGCUCUCCGGGCAGUGGGAGAAUGCCUAUGAGCUAACGCUGCAAGUCGAGACAAGCGGGGUGCCUUUAGGGCCGCUUGAGGAUAUCGUCCACUACCACCAUGUUCCGUGCAUUUCCGACUUCAAUCUGGCUACCGAGAGGAGUUUGAAAUGA
Molecule: messenger RNA, 1104 nt
Organism: Cyclospora cayetanensis
Lineage: Eukaryota; Apicomplexa; Conoidasida; Eucoccidiorida; Eimeriidae
Exons: 1
Coding region: 1-1104 (367 amino acids)
Source: RefSeq, a predicted model, not a curated record